AUGUCACUUGCUUGCCUAUCAAGAAUUCAUGAUAAGAGCAUUAUCCACCGUGAUUUGCAUAGUGGAAAUAUUUUGAUAAAUGAUAAUGAUUACUAUCGCACUAAAAUAGGUGAUUUAGGAUUAAGUAAAUCAGCUACAGAAGCUGAAGUUAAUGAAACUUAUGGAAUUAUUCCUUAUAUGGCUCCAGAGGUUCUUCAAGGGCAAAAAUAUACCAAAGCAUCAGAUAUUUAUAGUUUUGGUAUGAUUAUGUGGGAGUGUAUGACAGGUAGAAGACCUUUUUGGGAUCGUGCUCAUGAUACUGUGCUGAUUAUUGAUAUUUGUGAUGGCUUACGUCCUCCAACAGUUGAUAUUGUAGCACCUGAAGGUUAUAUUGAGCUAAUGAAAGAAUGCUGGGACCCUGAUCAAAGUAAAAGGCCAACAGCUAGGAGUAUUUAUGAUAGAAAAGCAACAUUUGAAUUUGCAGUUCCCAGCAAUGAGGCAAUUGGGGAUAAAAGUGUUUAUACCCCAAUUUUUUCAACGGCUGAUGAUAUGUUUUGGCAACUUGAGUAUCAACCGAGUGAUCCCGAGAAUCCAAAUUGUUGUUUAAUAUUUUUGACUGCUGUUCCAAAUUCUGAAGAAGCCAUUUCAACUCAAUUUUGGUGUGAUCGAGCUAGUAUUUCUGCUUCAUUGUUUAUUAAAAGCGUACGGUAUAGUAAAGCUUAUCAUAUAACUACUGAUGAUUAUUCUUUGAGAAGUAAAUCUUGGGGAAAAAAUUUUAACAAGAUAAUGGAUAAUUCGUCAGUCAUAAUUGGAGUAACAUUUGAAAAUUCUGUUUUAGAAUCAAAAGGAUAUAAUUCUACUAUCAAUACAAAACCAGAAUCUAAAGAUAUUAUAGAAACAUGGGGUCGCGAGUUAGAUGUUCCAGAAAAAGCCGAUGUAUUAUUUAACGUUAAAGAUGGAGUUGUGUACGCGAGUAAAUCAAUAUUAUCAAGUCGUUCCGAAUAUUUCUCGGGUUUUUUAAAAGUUUAUAUUGUCAUCGAUGUUACAGAUACUUCUAAAGCCGUAUUCUAUGAAAUGCUGAGAUAUAUUUAUACAGAUGAAGUACGAUUCAACCUUGUAUCACCGAUUGAACUAUUUAAAGUAGCUGACAAAUAUCUUUUGUCAAAUUUACGACAGAAAGCUAGGGUUGAAAUUUUCAAAAAAUUAAGUACGAAGAAUGCAAUGCAUAUUUUAUUUAACGAGGCAUGGCAAUGGAAUGAUCUUAAAUAUGAUAUCAUGGAUUUCAUCGUAGAAAAUUUUCAAAAAAUACAAGAAACCCCUGAAUAUAAAAAGUUGUCGGUUGAGAAUAAAGGUCAUCCUGCGGGAAUUGAAAUCUUUCAGGAAAUAGUAGAUAAGUUGUUGAAAAAAUCAUUAAAAUGA
Messenger RNA from Funneliformis geosporum, 1398 nucleotides. NCBI's taxonomy places the organism in Eukaryota, Fungi, Glomeromycota, Glomeromycetes, Glomerales, Glomeraceae. The record is from the annotation of a GenBank genome assembly.